Molecule: messenger RNA, 1697 nt
Organism: Varanus komodoensis (Komodo dragon)
Lineage: Eukaryota; Metazoa; Chordata; Lepidosauria; Squamata; Varanidae
Gene: PWP1
Product: PWP1 homolog, endonuclein
Exons: 15
Coding region: 91-1596 (501 amino acids)
Biological process (GO): rRNA processing
Cellular component (GO): nucleus
Molecular function (GO): protein binding
Source: RefSeq, a predicted model, not a curated record
GCGGGUCGUUGCCGGAAGAGGGUUGCACGUGUCCGAGGCGGAAGGGGCCGCUGCGCGUUCUCGUGCCUUUUGUACCCGCAAGCCGGAGCUAUGAGUUGUCCCGUGACCUGCGCUGCCUGGGUUCCUCGAGGUGUUACCAAGGAGACUCCGGAUAAGGUCCAGCUUGACAAAGAAGAAUUGAAGCGCUUGAUCACUGAAGCCAAGGAGAGGCUGCAGGCAGAUGACAGUGAUGAUGAGGAUGAACAUGAAGAGGCUUUGGGAGACACCAUGGAUAUUGCUGAUGCUGAGGGAGCUCCCUCUGCUCCCAAAGAUGGAGAACAUGAAGAGGCUGUAAAACUGGACGCUGAUGAACUGGCAGAAUAUGACUUGGAUAAUUAUGAUGAGGAAACUUCAGGUACUGAGAGUCUUGGAAAGAUCCUAGCAGGGCUUACAGUAUAUGGAAGCAAUGAAAAUGAUCCUUACAUCACUAUUAAAGAUACUGAGCAAUAUGAGCAAGAAGACUUUGUAAUUAAACCGAGUGACAAUCUUGUGGUAUGUGGCAGAGUUGAUAAGGACCAUUGCAGUCUAGAGGUUCAUGUUUAUAAUCACGAGGAGGAUUCCUUCUACGUCCAUCAUGAUCUCAUCUUAUCAGCAUACCCUUUAAGUGCAGAAUGGCUGAACUUUGAUCCUAACCCUGAUGAUUCUACAGGAAAUUAUAUUGCCGUGGGCACAAUGAAUCCUGUUAUUGAAGUCUGGGACCUUGACAUGGUGGACUGUUUAGAGCCAGUUUUUACCCUUGGAACAAAAAAACCAAAAGCAAAGAAAAAGAAAGGAAAAAAGAGUUCAUCUACGGCUGACAAUCAGGAAGGACAUACUGAUGCAGUUCUUGACCUUUCCUGGAAUAAACAACUUAGAUCAGUAUUGGCAAGUGCAUCAGCUGACCAUUCUGUAAUUCUCUGGGACCUGUCCAAGGGCAUACCAGCAGCAAACCUUUCUCUUCACACAGACAAGGUGCAGACACUGCAGUUUCAUCCAUUUGAAACACAGACUCUGGUUUCUGGUUCUUAUGACAAAUCAGCCAUUUUGUAUGACUGCAGAAGUCCACAGGAGAACCAUAGAAUCUGGCGGUUUAGUGGCCAGGUUGAAAGAGUGACUUGGAAUCAUUUUUCACCUCAUCACUUCUUAGCCAGCACAGAAGAUGGAUUUGUGUACUAUCUAGAUGCUCGUUCACAUAAACCCAUCUUCACAAUGAAAGCACAUGAUGAAGAAGUAUCUGGACUACAAUUAAGCAGCCAAAUCAAGGGAUGUCUUGUUACAUCAUCUACAGAUAAAUAUGUGAAAAUUUGGGACAUAUUAGGAGACAAGCCUAGUUUGGUCCAUUCCAGGGAUAUGAAAAUGGGUAUCCUAUUCUGUGCCGCUAGUUGCCCAGAUUUACCAUUUGUCUAUGCCUUUGGUGGAGAGAGAGAAGGACUACGUAUUUGGGACAUAAGCACAAUUUCUGCAGUGAAUGAAGUUUUUGGAAACCGACAAAGGCUAGCAGUUGCAACAUCAAGUUCUGAAGCAACAAAUUCUGCUGCCUGCAGGAGCAGUGAUCCAGAAACGUCCAUGGAACCAUGAUGUAUAUGUAUAUUAUAUACAUAAAGUGAAUAGCAUAAAUAUUUUAAAAAUUGCAUUUCAUCUUGAAAUAUAUUGGGAGAAUCAAAUUUCCUGAAAACUCA